ACAACACACGACAACACACACACAUCAAGUUGCUUCAUGAAAGCAACCCACCUAGACAUGUUUCUUUGUUUCGUUUUGCUCUGAAUUGUUUCAACUGAAAAUCAUUUUUGAUAGAGAGACAUGCACAGCCAACGGUCAGGAGCGAGAGUUGAGGGAGGAAAGAAAGUGUACUUCUCCAAAACCCCAAACAGAAUCACACAAGCUUAGCUGAGUUGUGCGGUUCUUGGAAAUUGGAAUGAUACACAUCACAACCCACAUCCACCCCCACCCCAUCUCUUAUCUCAUUUUUCUCCAAUAUUCAUUCAUUCAUUCCAAUAUCUAAGUUUCCAUCACUUGAAUCCUUACUAUAAUUAUCUACUUUAUGGCAAAUCUCUUGCCAUCAUUCUCAUUCUCAGUGAGUCCUCAGAAUCAGCACCAAAACAGAACAAAAUGGUCCUUUUUUCACAAACCUUGCAUCCAAAGGAUGCAGCAGCAACUUGUGAGCAGGAAUUUGCAAGAUCUCACCAACCCCUUUUCCCAGAAUCUCAUUUCCAAACUGUGCGCCACAUCACGGUUGUCUGUGGAGGAAACCGAGCAGAAAGUCACUACCUUUAUCCAAGCUCAAGAUCUAAAAAAGGCAGUACCGUAUUUGUUCAGGACAGGAAUCAGUGAAGGUUUGGUUAAGGUUUAUGUCACAAAGAAAAAGGUUAGUUCUUUUGUGUAUAUUGAAGUUUCUUCUUUGGAAUUUGGUGAAGGGGAAGGAACACCUGUGUUGUGUUGGGGUGUGUACAGAGCUGAUUCAUCGAGUGUAGAUGCAGGAACAGGGAUGAAUGUGACCCCCCUGGUGAAAAUUUCUCAGGGGAAGUUUACUGUUGAAUUGGAAUUUGAUGCAGAACAAGUUCCUAUGUACUUGUCUUUUUUGUUGAGAUCUUCGUUUGAUUCCGGGUUGGAAAUCAGAAGCCACUUGAAAAGGAAUUUCUGUGUGCCUGUUGGUUUUCUUCCUGGGUACCCUGCUCCUCUGGGGUUCUCAUUUUCCCCUGAUGGGUCUAUGAAUUUUGCUGUUUUCUCAAGACAUGCAGAGGGUGUGGUUUUGUGUUUGUAUGAUGAUGACAGUGGUGUGGAGAAGCCUGCUUUGGAGCUUGAUCUGGAUCCUUAUGUCAAUAGGACAGGCGACAUCUGGCAUGUCGCGUUUGAGAGUUCCUGGACUUUUGUGAGAUACGGUUAUCGCUUCCGAGGAGCUCUUGUUCACAGGAACAAGGAUGGUGGUUAUGAAGAUGAGGGUGUUGUUUUGGAUCCAUAUGCUAGGAUCAUUGAGAAUUUUUAUCCUAGUGGUGUUGGAUCAAUGAAGAAUCUUGGAAGGUUGGGACAGGAACCUGCUUUUGACUGGGGUGAUGAUUACCAUCUGGAUUUGCCCAUGGAGAAACUAGUGGUGUAUAGGUUGAAUGUGAAGCGAUUCACAGAGCACGAGUCCAGCCAACUCCCGAGUGAUUUAGCUGGGACCUUCUCUGGUUUGGCAAAAAAGCUGCAGCAUUUUAAGGAUCUGGGUGUGAAUGCUGUUCUGUUGGAGCCAGUUUUCACAUUUGAUAAGGAGAAAGGACCAUAUUUUCCUUGCCAUUUUUUUGCUCCGACGAGUGCUUAUGGACCAUCUAGUGGUCCUGUAUCUACCAUCACCUCUAUGAAAGAGAUGGUGAAGGCUAUGCAUGCCAAUGGGAUAGAGGUUCUCAUGGAAGUUGUUUUCUCCAACACUGCUGAGAUGGCUGCCCUGCAAGGAAUUGACGACUCAUCCUACUAUUAUGAUAAUGGAGUUGGUAAUCUGAAGUUGCACAAUGCUUUGAAUUGUAACUUUCCUAUAGUGCAGAAUUUGAUUCUAGAUAGCCUUCGGCAUUGGGUAACUGAGUUUCACAUUGAUGGCUUCUCUUUCAUAAAUGCUUCACAUCUGUUGAAAGGGUUUCAUGGAGAAUACUUGUCUCGGCCGCCAUUGGUUGAAGCAAUUGCUUUUGACCCUGUACUCUCCAAGACUAAAAUCGUUGCAGAUUGCUGGGAUCCUCAUGGCAUAGCAGUAGCAAAGGAAAAUCCGUUUCCUCAUUGGAUGAGAUGGGCUGAAAUAAAUACAAAAUUUUGUGAUGAUGUUAGAAAUUUUUUGAGGGGUGAAAACCUUCUUAGCAACCUUGCAACCAGACUUUGUGGAAGUGGUGACAUGUUUUCUGAUGGAAGAGGCCCUGCAUUCUCUUUUAAUUACAUUUCAAGGAACUCUCGACUUUCUCUGGUGGACUUGGUCAGCUUCAGCAAUGGUGAUCUAGCUGCAGAGUUAAGUUGGAAUUGUGGAGAAGAAGGACCUACUAAUAACACCACUGUCCUUGAAAGACGACUCAAACAAAUCCGCAAUUUCCUUUUCAUCUUGUUUGUGUCAUUAGGAGUGCCUGUUCUGAACAUGGGAGAUGAGAGUGGUCAAUCUUCUGGUGGUUCUCCUGCAUAUGGUGACAUAAAACCUUUCAAUUGGAGUGCUUUGAAAACAGGUUUUGGUAAACAAACCAUGCAAUUCAUUUCAUUCUUAACUUCACUGAGAAUAAGGAGGAGUGAUGUUCUUCAGAGUAGGUGUUUCUUAAAAGAAAAAAACAUUGAAUGGAGUGGAAGUGAUCAGGCUCUCCCAAAGUGGGAAGACCCAUCCUGCAAGUUCUUGGCCAUGACUUUGAAGGCGGAAAAAUUGGAGUUCCCAGAGAACUCUACUAUUUGUGAUGAUGGAUCAGGGGAUUUGUUUAUUGCUUUCAAUGCAGAUGAUAAACCAGAAACUGUAGUUUUGCCCCUGCUUCCAGAAGGGAUGUCAUGGUACCGUUUAGUUGAUACAGCUCUUCCAUUUCCAGGCUUUUUCUCCACAAAUGGUGAAUUUGUCCCUGAGCAGGCGUCAGGUUUAACUGUUUAUCAAAUGAAGUCUUACAGUUGCACAUUGUUUGAGGUAAAACACAGUACCAGUUAAAAGGAAUUACUUUCCCAACUCCCCUUAAAAAUAGGUCCUCUGUAAAUUUUGUCAUUGUAAACAAUUGUCAUAUCAGUUGUAGAUUUGUUAAUUAAUUAAUGUGAUAUAACAAUAAUUUGGUGAGAAUAAGUACCACGGAAUGUCUGUUAGAA
This is a messenger RNA of Lotus japonicus, 3105 nucleotides long. RefSeq names its product isoamylase 2, chloroplastic. Gene Ontology annotation, biological process: starch biosynthetic process. The record is from RefSeq and is a predicted model, not a curated record. The transcript has a single exon. NCBI's taxonomy places the organism in Eukaryota, Viridiplantae, Streptophyta, Magnoliopsida, Fabales, Fabaceae. Bases 362 to 2953 code for a protein of 863 amino acids. Gene Ontology annotation, molecular function: isoamylase activity.